AUGUCCGACCAACCGAUUCAUAGAGAGGGCUCUGAUUCUUCUCUCAACGCCCUCGCCAACCCCAAUAACGGAUCAGAGAUCGCGUCACCCCGGUCCAGCACCGAAUCCCGCUCCUCAUCCCGCAAUCACAACCAGCUCCGCGUGUCACAUAUGCCCCCCGCAAAUCAUCAACAUCGCCAAAGCUUGAGCGAGACGCUCCGUGGUCCUCCGGGAUCACCGCGCUCUCGGCGACAACCUUCUUUGAACCAGUCUGCUAUCCAGAGCUUGAUCGAUAACCCUCCUCCUCCAAAGAACGCCGACCCCGCAUUUAUUGGUCGGGAUUGGCAGCAGAUCUCCAUUGGCGAGCUUGUUAGCCCAGAGGAUCUGCGUUUCGUUGAGCUGGACACAGGAAUUGAGGAAGCGACAAACAUACUGAUCGACUCUGGUACCCCGGUCUUGCUUAUCCGCGAAUCCACAGAGAAAACCUCCGCCGUUGCCACAUUUGACUACUCGGACUUGAACACUUAUCUGCUUUUGGCAGCGGGUCUGGCCCUUCCGCAGGAGCACAACCGGGCAUCAUACGAUGAGCUUGCCAAGAAAGCACGCGAGGGCGAGAAAAUCCCUCUCAAAGAUGUCAAGGGCCUGGGUAUGGAGAAAGAGCCAUUGAUCACCCUGCCCGCAUCGGCGAAUGUUCUUACCGCCGUGGAGACGUUUGGUGGUGGAAUCCACCGAGUUGUGGUGGUUAAAGAGUCCAAUGACCAAGAGGUCGUAGGCAUCUUCAGUCAGUUUAGACUGGUCAAGUUCCUCUGGGAAAAUGGACGCAGCUUCCCUGCAAUUGAGCAGCUUUACCCGCAGGCGCUGGCCCAAUUACGUAUUGGCUCGCACAAUGUGAUAUCUAUCAACGGCGACAAACCCCUCAGUGAAGCUCUUCAGCUGAUGAAUGCCGAGGGUAUAACAUCUCUGGUUGUGGUAGACAAUCAUUCCAACGUGGUUGGCAAUAUAUCUACUACGGAUGUUAAGCUAUUGACUCGGUCAUCCUCUCUGCCUCUACUCCAAAAUACAUGCACGCACUUUAUUUCCGUGAUUUUGUCUACCCGGGGGCUGAUCGAAGGUCAAGACUCAUACCCAGUCUUUCAUGUCAAUCCAACAUCUACAUUGGCCCAUACAGUUGCGAAGAUUGUCGCCACAAAAUCCCAUCGCCUUUGGGUGACUGAUCCAUUGUCGCCAGCCUCCUCAGGACCCCCGACUCCUUCUCACUCGUCUGCGCACAUUCCUCUGGCCGCUACAUCUAGUACGGCUGUCAACAGUUCAAAUAUUGGAAUAUCCCCUCCAGCCUCUCCACUUCCUCCAGCCGCGACUUCCAUCCCGGCAUCAAGCCAGGCCACACCCCAUCUACCAACACCGCCCCAUCUCUAUGCUAAUACAGAGUCAACCCCUGGUGCGACACCGCCCCUAGUGCCCUCUGUUCCAGCUGCUGCGUUGCCAGGCGCCCGCCUUUCGGGGCGUCUCGUUGGUGUUGUGAGUUUGACGGACGUUUUGAACCUCCAUGCUCGUGCCAGUGGUUUGAAUCCAGCAGAUCCGGCCGAAUUCCGGCGCCGACGACGCAGCAGUUCUUCAAGCAUGAGCGUUCAUCGCAGCGGCGAGGUUGGCCGUGAGAUGUUUAGUCGUGGUAUUUGA
This is a messenger RNA of Penicillium waksmanii, 1656 nucleotides long. RefSeq names its product Protein sds23. Gene Ontology annotation, biological process: regulation of mitotic metaphase/anaphase transition; cellular response to glucose starvation. The record is from RefSeq and is a predicted model, not a curated record. The transcript has 5 exons. Gene Ontology annotation, molecular function: protein serine/threonine phosphatase inhibitor activity. Lineage: Eukaryota; Fungi; Ascomycota; Eurotiomycetes; Eurotiales; Aspergillaceae. The coding region runs from base 1 to 1656 and encodes 551 amino acids.